Molecule: messenger RNA, 512 nt
Organism: Thamnophis sirtalis
Lineage: Eukaryota; Metazoa; Chordata; Lepidosauria; Squamata; Natricidae
Source: RefSeq, a predicted model, not a curated record
AGCUUUUUGAUUUUGAUAUCGAAGUCCGGCCCAUGCUGGAGGUCUUGGUGGGCAAAACCAUCGAGCAGGCUCUGCUGGAGGUGAUGGAGGAAGAGGAACUGGCCAAUCUGCGGGCGCAUCAGUACGCCUUCCUUGAAAUGCGGGCGGCGGAACUCGCGGAGGUCCAGCGCCUUGAAGAGCAGGAGAGGAGACACCGAGAAGAAAAGGAGCGCCGUAGAAAGCAGCAGUUGAAUAUACUUCAGAAGGAGAAAGAAACGGCAGAGAAGAUCGCCGCUCGAGCUUUCGCCCAACGCUACCUCUCUGAUCUCAUCCCGUCCGUCUUUGGCAGCCUACGGGACAGCGGAUACUUCUACGAUCCGGUGGAAAGAGACAUCGAGACGGGCUUCAUCCCGUGGAUCAUGGAUAAGAUGGAAGUCCUGCUGGAGAGAAGGGCCCUCGGCCGAAUCAUUGCUGAUAGUAAGUCCCCCACCAAUCCCUUGAAAUGGUUGCAGGAAGAAGACGAAAGCAGCUAA